Anolis sagrei ordinatus is the source of this 3401-nucleotide messenger RNA. It is a transcript of the gene GCNT2, whose product is annotated as glucosaminyl (N-acetyl) transferase 2 (I blood group). Gene Ontology annotation, cellular component: membrane. NCBI's taxonomy places the organism in Eukaryota, Metazoa, Chordata, Lepidosauria, Squamata, Anolidae. Gene Ontology annotation, biological process: transforming growth factor beta receptor signaling pathway. The record is from RefSeq and is a predicted model, not a curated record. Gene Ontology annotation, molecular function: acetylglucosaminyltransferase activity.
AACGUUGCCGUCGCCAACCAAUGGGAAGCGAUAUGCAAAACAGGGCUCUUCUCUGAUUGGUGAGGACGCGCCUCUGGACUUGAGGCAAGGUGCGUUGGGAGCGGGCGGCGGGCUUGGCAACGGGGCUUCCGAGGGGACGAGCGGGAAGCGGCUGCUGGCAGAAUGCAUCUCCGUGGCUGAAUGUAUCCCUGGAGGCCUUCCGACGGCGCCCAGCGGGAAAGAAGCAGCCUCUGGUGCCCCGCUUCCAAACCGCUCCGAUGCCGGCGCUGCCUCCCUUUAGGCUCCAGUGCCUCUUCGCCGCUGCCGUCCUCUUGCUGCUCGGCUUCGGGGCGUUGCUGCUGCUGCUGGACGGAGGUCCCCGUUGGCCCGACGCCACGCCGCCCAAGCAGGAGCCCGAGCCGUCUUUGCCCCUCGGGGAAGCGGCCGCCCUACGUGCCCAGUGCGCCUCUCUUCUAAGCGGGGGCAAAGCCUUCACUUGGGAGCCCCGCCUUGGCACGACGUGGGGGCGAUUCUCCUCUUGCGAGGACUACCGGUCAGGGAGCCACUACCUGACGCGGACCCUGUCUGCUGAAGAGGCUGCCUUCCCCCUGGCCUACGUGGUCACCCUCCACAAGGACUUUCCCACCUUCGAGCGGGUCUUCCGCUCCCUCUAUGCGCCCCACAACGUCUACUGCAUCCAUGUGGACCUGAAAGCCCCCGCUUCCUACCAGCAGAGGGUGGAGGAGCUGGUGGGUUGCUUCCCCAAUGCCUUCCUGGUCUCCAAAGCCGAACCCGUCGUCUACGCCGGCAUCUCCAGGCUCCAGGCCGACCUCAACUGCAUGAAGGACCUCUUGACCUCCCAGAUCCACUGGCAAUACGUCCUCAACAUGUGCGGUCAAGAUGUCCCGCUCAAGACCAACCUGGAAGUCGUCCGGCACCUGAAGUCCUUCCAGGGCAAGAACAUCACCCCUGGGGUACCCAUGCCUGCCCGCUUCACCUCACGGAUUAAAUAUGUCUACCGGCAGCACAUGCGCAAAGACGCUUCCUACAUGAAACGCACCUCCAUUGUCAAGUCGCAGGUGCCACACAACCUGACAAUCCACUUUGGCUCAGCGUACAUUGCCCUGACCCGGCCCUUUGUGGAGUUCCUCUUCAUAGACAAGCGGGCCCGGGAUUUGCUGAACUGGUCCAUGGAUACCUACAGCCCCGACGAACACUUCUGGGUGACCCUCAACAGGAUUCCAGGUGUCCCUGGUGCCAUGCCAAAUGCUACUUGGGAAGGCAAUCUAAGAGCUAUCAAGUGGGGUGAUGCAGAAGCAAAUCAUGGAGGAUGUCAUGGUCGUUAUGUCAGGGGCAUCUGCAUCUUUGGAACAGGUGACCUAAAGUGGCUGCUGAGCAACCAAAAUCUUUUUGCUAACAAAUUUGAACUUAAAACGUACCCACCAACUGUGGAGUGCCUGGAGCUGAAUCUGCGGGAGAGAGCCUUGAACCAGAGUGAGGUACCAGUGGAACCAAGCUGGUACCUUUAGUAAAAAAUUAAAAAAUGAACAACAUAAUAGAUAGUCUUCUAGAUGGACCAUGCUGCCUCAACAUCAAACAUCUUUUGGAUGUCCUAUACGGGUAAUUCUGUGAAUGUCUCGGAAAACACUGCAUUGCAGCUGAAAUUAGAAGUCAGGGUAAUAUGUGUCUUGGUUGAAGUUUUGAUAAUAUUCUUGAAAACUGUCUCCCAUUUUGGAACAGGAUGGUCAGAUGUUCUUUGUUAAUACUUUGUGAAUCAAGUCUGAUCAACGGAGUGAGAGACAUGAUUUUGGAUAUCUAGCUAAUUUGAAUCAGCCCUUGAACUUUGUUAUCAUCAUCAAGCCUUGCCAGUUGAAGGUUCAUAUGAACAGAUUCAGACUGACUACUAUGCCAUGUUGAAAUACCUCUUGAUGUGACUUCAUUGUUGAAAUCAAAUAGCUGCUUGGACAAUUCUGCCAUGAAGUCAAGACAUUGUAUUUGAUCCAGAGCUGUCAAGGAACUUGACUACUGACAUCCAUCCAUUAUCUGCACUGAAAAGAGAAAGCACCGGCUCUUCGACUUAGAAAUUGAGAUGAGCACCACCACCCCGAGUUGGACAUGACUAGACUUCAUGUCAAGGGAAAACCUCAACUUUAGUUUUAACAGAGACAUAUGUUCAAUAUUUAACAUUGAAAAUGUCAUGUGGAUGUUCAUGAGAGCAAAGUGGCAAGAGGAGAGGAGGGCAAGCUGCUCUGUUUAGCCUGUUAUAUUUGGCAUAGAUGUGAGUGAUCCUCAGAAUGAUGAAGGGAAGAACCAAAGAAGCACUGGAGUUGGAAAGUCUAUGACUUUGAUGGCGAACCUUUUAGAGAUGGAGUGCCCAAACCAGGGUGGGUGGMGUUGGGCACUCGGGGGGGGGGGGAGUGAGCAGAGGGGMGACCAAGCAGGUGAGCAAUUGGGAUGGGCAAAUGACCAAGUGGAUGAGUGGGGGGUYGGCAAGUGGGUUAGCAAGUGAAUGGGUGGACAGGCAGGGAGAGGUAGCAAAUKAUGUGCAUGCCAGGGAGAGUGCUGUAUACCCCUCCUGGUACGUGUGCUAUAGGUUUGCCACCACUGGCUUKUGAGACACCAUACAGUUAGAGUUAGGAAACUCACCUAGUGGAAGCUUAAACCAGCUCUCUCCAGAUGGGUCUAACUAUAAUUUCUACGCUCCUUAGUCAUUUCAAUCCAUCUGAAUGAUCUCAUACUAGAGAAGAAGGCUUAGGCAGCCUUAUGUAUACUCUGAUAAAAAAGAGAAGUCCCUACAACUGACCAAUCAGAAAACAUUGUACACAAUCUUUGCUUCCAUACCAUGAAAAGGUGAUCGCAAUAUGGGUUAAAUUCCAUUGAAAGAAAGAAAAAGCCCUUAUAUUUUAUGAAAAAUUUUAAAGUUUUACUACAAAAAACCAUUAUUGUUGCAGGAGUGGGUGUCUUAAAGAAAAAAAAUGAGCUUUCCAGUACUUUCUUGGAAUUUGCUGCAUACUUGAAAACUGAAGGUAAAAUAUGUGGGCCAGUUGGAAUGGUAAAAAAAUAUAUAAUAAUCUUCUGGCUUCUUGUACAAUUUUCUGAUUGAGCUUUACUCUUAACAGUGGUUCUCAACCUGUGGGUCCCCAGGUGUUUUGGCCUACAACUCCCAGAAAUCCCAGCCAGUUUACCAGCUGUUACAAUUUCUGAGAGCUGAAGGCCAAAACAUCUGGGGACCUACAGGUUGAGAACCACAGUACAGUUUUUUUUCUUCAGUUGACUGUGAAGUUCUGUAUUUUUCAAUUUAGUUAGACAUCUAUUUUCCCCCAUGAUGCAAGUUCAUUUGAGAAAAUCAACCAAGGAUCUAUUUUUUGUAAAAUUUUAUAUAAUAAAGUUCUGUGGGUCUUUUGUUAAAUUAAUAAUUAAAA